CUCUAUUUUUCUAUCCUUUUUUCUUACUUUUUUAGCUUUUUAUUCACAUUCAUUCAUUCAUUCAUUCAUUGCUAUUCCUCUCAUUAGUCUCUGCUAUUUAUACCAUUUGCAUUACAGCCAUUCCUUUUCUUUCUAAACAAUGGCAUCGAUUCUUUUUGACGACAUCACCUUUCCAAGGGAAUUAUAUGAUCCCGAUACCUUCGAGUUUGUACCGCCUGUCUCGACCCUGUUAGCCUUCACCCCUCAUAUCCUCUCUCAACUUGCAAAGACCGAGCAAGAACAGGAGCCUAUGCCUAUACCCAAUCCAAACACACAACAAACAAUGGAUGCUAACAGUGACAGCAAGAACAACAAUAUCAAAGAUGAAACACAACAAGCCGAAAACGCCUCUACUUCUGCUUCAUCAUCAUCAUCAUCAUCAUCAAAAGGGUUCUUCUCUAAACUUCAGAAUCUGGCUCCUGCCAUAGAAUCACAAAAGAUCCUUGAGAAUGGACUCUAUCUUGCAGGACGAUAUAUGGAUGGUGCAGCAUCAGCAGCAUCGUCAUCCUCACGAAGGUACCAUAAUGAGGACGCAUGGGAACGGUCCUCUGCUUCUUCUACCUCUUCUUCUUGGUUUGGUUCUAAACAUAGGAACUGGGACCAGGAACGAGAGCGAGAGCGGCUCCGAGAGAUGGAGCAACGGCUACAACAGAUGGAGCGCGAUAUGAGACACCAUUCUGCAACAGCCCGGUCAGAGAUUGAUGCACAACGACGAGAGCGCCACAAACUGGAGCAAGAACUCGAAUUACAAAAGACUAAAGUCAAGAAAUUAGAAGCAGAGAUGGAGCAGCAACAAAAGAAGAAAAAGGAGGAAGAAAAAGAAAAAGAAAAAGAAAGAGAAAAGAAACGAAAGGAACAAGAGGACGAAUUGAAGAGAGCAGAAAAGGAGAGAAAGAGCAAGGAUGAAAAGGACAAGGAAAAAGAGGAGACCAGUCAAGAAAUGCUCAAAAAGAACGGUCAACAAGAUCCUGCAUCCUUGGCUCUAAUGGCGACAGUUGGUGUAGCGUCCUUGGUCGCGACAAUGUAUUCUGCUCACAAGGCCUCAUCCACGUAUUCAGUUAUUGGUUUUCACAAUCAACUUGAGGAGUUGUUGAAGCAAUGUGAAGAUGUGGUUCAAUCGACGGAGGCUUGGAUCAGUGAGCAGUUUUUGGAGGUGCCGGAGCAAGUGCAGGAAGACUUGAGGUUAAUUAAGGAAUUAAUUGAUAUUAUUCAUCGACUGGACCCUCGCACUGAGAAAAAGGCCGAAACAGUUGCAUGGUCCAUGUCAGCAGUGGGAUCUCUCGGUGCUAUGGGAGGUGUGGUGAUGGGAAGUAUGACAGCGAUGGCAAGUGGAGGUACACUUGUAAUAGGAUGUGCGUUGUAUGGGAUUAUUGCACGUGCCAGAUAUAAUGGGCCAGAGUACAAGGGUGCAAGGACUACAAUGGAGCUCAAAGCAGCACAGAUUCUCCGUUCUUUGGGUGUCAACCCAGCAUCACCCCAUACAAUAACAUCGGGACAAAGAACAGCAGCGGCCACACGAACAACAUUGAUUCAUGAUAACCGUAUUGACCGACUCCGGUUGGAGUUUGAGAAACGAGAUGGACAUGAUUUGGUGGAUGCAGAUGAGAUUGAUGGCAUGGCAGUUGAAGAUGCAUUACGAGACUCUGCAUUCUCACUUCCAUUUGUGUCACAGCGAACAAAGCAACAACAACAACAACAACAGCAACAGCAACAAAGCAGUCGAGAAAGGAUUGAAAGUAGACAGGAUAGAGGAUCAAUGAGGGUGAAGAGAGAAUCCAUGAUGGCAUUUGCUUGAUAGUUUUGCAAAAGAAAC
This is a messenger RNA of Lobosporangium transversale, 1852 nucleotides long. RefSeq lists its product as hypothetical. NCBI's taxonomy places the organism in Eukaryota, Fungi, Mortierellomycota, Mortierellomycetes, Mortierellales, Mortierellaceae. The transcript is spliced from 2 exons. Bases 140 to 1834 code for a protein of 564 amino acids. The record is from RefSeq and is a predicted model, not a curated record.